This is a messenger RNA of Cucurbitaria berberidis CBS 394.84, 2823 nucleotides long. Its product is annotated as FTHFS-domain-containing protein. The record is from RefSeq and is a predicted model, not a curated record. Bases 1 to 2823 code for a protein of 940 amino acids. The transcript is spliced from 2 exons. Gene Ontology annotation, molecular function: methenyltetrahydrofolate cyclohydrolase activity; formate-tetrahydrofolate ligase activity; ATP binding. NCBI's taxonomy places the organism in Eukaryota, Fungi, Ascomycota, Dothideomycetes, Pleosporales, Cucurbitariaceae. Gene Ontology annotation, biological process: tetrahydrofolate interconversion. Gene Ontology annotation, cellular component: cytosol.
AUGACGGCACAGAAGAUCGAUGGCACCGCCAUUGCGAAGACGAUUCGCGGGCGGCUGGGCCAGAAGAUCAAGGAGAGACAGGCGGUCAACCCACGAUAUAAGCCGAGCCUGAAGAUUCCAGUCGGCGACAGGUCAGACUCGACCACCUAUGUGCGCAUGAAGCUCAAGGCCGCCGAAGAGGCCAACAUCGACUGCGAGCUCGUCCACCUCCCCGAUGACACCAGCGAAGCCGACCUCCUGUACCUGGUACACGAGUACAACAAUGACCCUUCGAUCCACGGCAUCCUCGUUCAAUUGCCCCUGCCCAAGCACAUCUCUGAGCACACGAUAACGUCGGCCGUCGCAGACGAAAAGGACGUCGAUGGCUUUGGCAUCCAGAGCAUUGGCGAGCUAGCGAAGCGGGGAGGUAAGCCUCUGUUCACGCCAUGCACGCCCAAGGGAGUCAUGGUGCUGCUGCAAGAGGCGGGCGUUGACAUCAGCGGCAAGAACGCCGUUGUGUUGGGACGCAGCGAUAUUGUCGGUAGCCCCGUGAGCUACCUGCUGAAGAACGCGGACGCGACCGUGACCGUAUGUCAUUCGAGGACAGCGAACCUACCAGACGUCGUCAGGCAGGCCGACAUCGUGGUCGCCGCCAUUGGCAAAGCACACUUCGUCAAGGGAGACUGGCUCAAGCCCGGCGCCGUCGUCAUCGACGUUGGCACCAACUUCAUUCCCGACGACACAAAGAAGAGCGGACAGAGGCUGGUGGGAGACGUCGACUUUGAGUCAGCAGUCGAGGUCGCGUCGCACAUCACCCCAGUGCCGGGCGGUGUUGGACCCAUGACAAUUGCCAUGUUGCUACAGAACCUUGUCGACUCGGCAGACGCGACGUUCGAUAGACAGAAGAAGAGGAAGAUCGCGGCACUGCCCAUCAAGAUUGAAGACCCCAUCCCUUCAGACAUCGCCAUCUCCAGGAAGCAGCACCCGAAGCAGAUCACGGCCGUAGCGAAAGAAGUGGGCAUUCUGUCACACGAGCUAGAGCCAUAUGGUUCGACAAAGGCAAAGGUCGACCUAUCUCUUUUGAAGCGACUCGAGCACCGCCGCGAUGGACGAUACAUUCUCAUCGCUGGUAUUACGCCCACGCCGCUAGGAGAGGGCAAGUCAACGACCACGAUCGGCGUAGCUCAGGCUCUGGGUGCACAUCUCGGCAGAAUAUGCUUUGCCAACGUCCGACAACCCAGCAUGGGUCCCACCUUUGGUAUCAAGGGUGGCGCCGCCGGUGGAGGAUACAGCCAGGUCAUUCCCAUGGACCAGUUCAAUCUCCAUCUCACGGGCGAUAUCCAUGCCAUUACUGCCGCAAACAACUUGCUCGCCGCUGCCAUUGAGACUCGCAUCUUCCACGAGAACACACAAAAGGACGGUCCUCUGUACAAGCGACUGGUACCGGCCAAGAAGGGCAAGAGGGAAUUUGUGCCCAUCAUGUUCCGUCGUCUCAAGAAGCUCGGUAUUGACAAGACAAAUCCUGAUGAUCUGACAGAGGAGGAAAUUCGGAAGUUUGCCAGGUUGGAUAUCGACCCCGAGACCAUCACAUGGCGCCGCGUACUUGAUGUCAAUGACAGGCAUCUACGAAAAAUCACAAUUGGCCAAGCCCCGACGGAGAAGGGCCAGACCCGUGAGACUGGCUUCGACAUCUCAGUCGCCAGUGAGUGCAUGGCUAUUUUGGCCCUCAGCAAAGAUCUCUCAGAUUUGAGAGAGCGACUCGGUCGCAUGGUGGUUGCCAGCUCUCGCGCUGGCGACCCCGUUACUUGCGACGACAUUGGCGCUGGCGGUGCAUUGACUGCUUUACUCGUCGAUGCCAUCAAGCCAAAUCUGAUGCAGACACUUGAAGGCACACCUGUAUUCGUACAUGCGGGUCCCUUUGCAAACAUCAGUAUCGGCGCUUCUUCAGUACUGGCGGACAGGCUUGCUCUCAAGCUGGCAGGUACCGAACCUGAUGAGGACCACGAUGCGCAGACUGGUUUUGUAGUAACUGAGGCUGGCUUCGAUUUUACUAUGGGCGGCGAGCGCUUCUUCAACAUCAAGUGCCGCUCCUCUGGUCUCGUGCCCGACACUGUCGUCAUCGUCGCCACCGUCAGAGCGCUCAAGAACCACGGCGGCGGUCCAGACAUCAGCCCUGGCGCACAGUUGCCAGAAGUCUACCGCACCGAGAACAUCGAAACUCUCCGCGCCGGUUGCGUAAACCUUAAGAAGCAUAUCGAGAACGCUAAGCAAUACGGCGUCCCUGUCGUUGUUGCUAUCAACCGUUUCGCAACUGAUACUCAAGCCGAGAUCGAUGUUAUCCGCGAAGAAGCUAUCGCUGCUGGUGCUGAGGACGCCAUCUCAGCGAACCAUUUUGCUGAGGGUGGCAAGGGCGCGGUCGAUCUUGCGAAGGGCAUAAUCGCCGCUUCCGCGAAGCCAAAGCCUGAUUUCAAGCUGCUGUACGACGUCGACAGCGGUACAGUGCAGGAGCGCAUGGAAAUCAUCGCGAAGAAGAUGUAUGGCGCCAGCGCUGUUGAGUUCUCUGAACUCGCACAAAAGAAAGUCGAUACCUACGUUAAGCAAGGGCUUGGCAACCUGCCUAUUUGUGUGGCCAAGACACAAUACUCCUUGUCUCAUGACCCGAGCUUGAAGGGUGCGCCAACCGGCUUUACUAUUCCCAUCCGAGAUGUGCGCAUGGCUGCUGGUGCGGGCUACUUGUACGCUUUGGCAGCGGACAUCCAGACAAUCCCCGGCCUACCAACGGCACCCGGUUAUCUUAACAUUGAUGUUGAUGUCGAGACCGGGGAGAUUGAUGGCAUGUUCUAG